AUGGGGUUCUUCCGCACCUUAUUUUCCUUUUCCAUUUUUGCGCUGUCGUUGGCCGACACCUCUAAGUUUAUCGGUCUCGAUGAUGUCGAUAAUAUCAUCCCUAACUCUUAUAUCGUUGUGAUGAAGGGCGCUGUCACAGAGGCAGAGUUCAAAGAUCAUCAGGUUUGGGCAUCCAGGAUCCAUCGCCGUAGCAAGCGUGAUGGAGCGGCGGAUGGGCUUGAUGGCCUCAAGACUACCUUUGAUUUCCAGGGGUUCAAGGCAUAUUGUGGAACAUUUGAUAAAGAGUCCAUCGAAAGGAUCACCCGAAGCUCUGAUGUUGACUAUGUGGAAGCAGAUCGUGUAGUGAAAAUGGCUGCCCUGAAUACCCAACGGAAUGCACCAUCUUGGGGUCUUGGCCGAAUUUCACACAAGAAGGCCGGUAGUUUCGACUACGUCUACGACAGCGAUGCCGGCAGCGGUAUCACUAUCUAUGGUGUUGAUACUGGCAUUGAUAUUCACCACCCUGACUUUGGCGGCCGUGCAACUUGGGGGGUUAACACUGUUGAUAGUGAGAAUUCGGACCAGAACGGCCAUGGUACUCAUACUGCCGGAACCUUUGCGGGAGCAACGUAUGGUGUUGCUAAGAAAGCAAGAAUCAUUGCAGUCAAGGUGCUCAAUGCCGAGGGCACGGGAUCUACCAGCGGUGUUAUCCAGGGUAUCGAGUGGAGUACCAACCAUGCUAGUAGUAACGGUCUGAGUGGCAAGGCAGCCAUGAAUCUGAGUCUCGGUGUCCGUAGCUCUAGUGUUUUUAACAGCGCAGCUGAAGCAGCACAGAGGUCUGGUAUCUUCCUUGCUGUGGCAGCUGGAAAUGAUGGGUUCUCUCCAGCUUCUGCAAGAGGUGUUUGCACCGUUGCUGCUACCGACGCUCAAGACCAAGCAACGUCUUGGUCUAACUAUGGAUCGACUGUUGCGUUAUAUGCUCCAGGGGAUAAAAUACUCUCAAUAUACCCCAAUGGAGGAACGGCGACGCUGUCCGGUACAUCGAUGGCUUCUCCUCACGUUUGUGGAGUCGGCGCAUAUCUGAUGGCCCUUGAAGGAAUCGGCCCAGGCAGAGUCUGUGACCGCAUUAAACAGCUCGCACUGGAAAGUGUGAAAAACCCAGGACCAGACACCACUAGAAGGUUACUCUAUAACGGUAGUGGUGCGUAA
Molecule: messenger RNA, 1188 nt
Organism: Microsporum canis CBS 113480
Lineage: Eukaryota; Fungi; Ascomycota; Eurotiomycetes; Onygenales; Arthrodermataceae
Product: alkaline proteinase
Exons: 4
Coding region: 1-1188 (395 amino acids)
Biological process (GO): proteolysis
Molecular function (GO): serine-type endopeptidase activity
Source: RefSeq, a predicted model, not a curated record